Molecule: messenger RNA, 1809 nt
Organism: Fusarium oxysporum Fo47
Lineage: Eukaryota; Fungi; Ascomycota; Sordariomycetes; Hypocreales; Nectriaceae
Product: flavin-containing monooxygenase
Exons: 6
Coding region: 1-1809 (602 amino acids)
Molecular function (GO): N,N-dimethylaniline monooxygenase activity; flavin adenine dinucleotide binding; NADP binding
Source: RefSeq, a predicted model, not a curated record
AUGUCCGCCGAACAACAGCAAAAGCCAAAGCAGAUCCGAUGCACCAUUAUCGGAGCCGGGGUAUCUGGUAUUCUGAUGGCAUACAAGCUGAAACGCCAUCUCAAUGACUACGUUACCUUUCAGAUCUUCGAAAAGUCACCAGACCUUGGUGGUACGUGGUUUGAGAACAAAUAUCCCGGCUGCGCCUGUGACGUCCCGAGUCAUUGCUAUCAAUAUUCCUUUGCUCCAAACCCGUCAUGGUCAAAAUUUUACGCAUCAUCUGAUGAGAUACAGGGCUAUCUGAAGGGAGUUGCUAAGCACUUCGACCUUGAGCGAUACAUCUCCUUCAACACCAAGGUGGUCUCAUCACGAUGGUCUGAAAGCGACAGUACCUGGACUGUACAGUUAGAAGAUGGCUCUCUUGUGACAUCAGAAAUUCUGUUCAAUGCUGGCGGCAUACUCAAUCACCCACAAAUUCCCAACAUUGAGGGGCUGUCGGACUUUACCGGUCCCUUACUGCAUACAGCAUCCUGGGACCAUUCGAUUGACCUACGAGGUAAACGUGUCGGCGUGAUUGGCGCGGGAGCCAGUUCGAUUCAAUUAGUUCCCUCGAUACAGCCUCUGGUCCAAGACAUGAAGGUAUUUAUCCGCACACCUUCCUGGAUUGCACCGCCAGUGGCUCUGCCCGACCCCAAUGCUACGAACUACACCUACAGCACAGAAGAGAAGGCUAUUUUUGAGGCAAACAAGGAUAUGUAUCUCGAUACCAGAAAGGGAUUGGAAGAUCAGUUCAACGGAAUGUUCCGAAUCUUCCUCAAAUCGAGCCCAGAGCAGAAGAGGACACGCGCCAUGUUUGAAUCCCGCAUGAAACAGCUGAUCGCCGACAAAGACCUGCAAACUAAGCUGAUACCUCCAUUUGAGGCAGGAUGCAGAAGAAUCAACCCGGGAGAGGGUUUUCUUACUGCUCUUCAAAAGCCGAAUGUUGAACCAGUGUUCGACUCGAUUAAAAGAGUGACACAAGGUGGUAUCGUGGCUGGUAGUAAGGAAUAUCCAGUAGAUGUGCUAGUGGCAGCUACAGGAUUCAACACGACCUUCAGACCUCGUUUUCCUAUAAUUGGUCGCAAUGGUGUCAACCUCCAAGAUGCAUGGCAAGAACACCCUGAAUCUUAUCUGGGCCUCGGUGUUGCGGGAUUUCCCAAUUACCUCAUCUUCUUGGGACCGAACACUCCGAUCUCCAAUGGAAGCUUGAUGGGUUCUGUGGAAGCGACUGCCGAUUAUUUCAUUCGUCUUCUUCACAAAAUGAUUCGCCAGCGCGUCAAGUCCUUUGAAGUACGCAUUGAUGCUCAGAAUGACUUCAAUACUCACACGCAGAAGGUCAUGCAGGAUAUGGUGUGGACUGGAACUUGUCGCAGUUGGUACAAACAGGGCACAAACGGGAAGGUAACUGGACUCUGGCCAGGCAGCUCUCUCCAUUAUAUUCAGGUUCUCGCUGAAGAUCGCUGGGAGGAUUAUGAGUGGACCCAUGAAUCGGAGAGGUACAGCUACUGGGGUCAUGGACUGUCAUGGAUUGAGGAGCCAGAUCUUGAUCCGUUGGGCGCAACUAAGCAGGACAUGAUUGAAUCGAUGACGACUUUGCCAAAGAAGGACUCUGACUUGAGCUUCUAUCUGUGGGAGAGCAGUCCUCUGCCUGAAACCUGUUUUGCAGAUGGACACUCAGAGGAGAGAGUCCAGGAUGGCGGCGACUUGGCAUGGAGGAAGGUCUUGCAUGCCACUACGGCUUCAGAUGUCGAUAAACAUGCUGCAGUAGCUUGCAUCACGGUACCCGUUUAG